This is a messenger RNA of Stylophora pistillata, 2674 nucleotides long. Its product is annotated as tRNA-specific adenosine deaminase 1. NCBI's taxonomy places the organism in Eukaryota, Metazoa, Cnidaria, Anthozoa, Scleractinia, Pocilloporidae. Gene Ontology annotation, biological process: tRNA processing. Gene Ontology annotation, molecular function: tRNA-specific adenosine deaminase activity; RNA binding; adenosine deaminase activity. The record is from RefSeq and is a predicted model, not a curated record.
CGGAAAAGAACGAUUUGAGCUGUGUUAGGUAUUUAGCAGAAUCAUAAACCACAGUUCUGUUGUUCUAUGGCUUAUUGGCAGGGGGAUAGUACAUUUGCAGACAAGGUAGCUCGCUUGUGUUGUGGUCAUUUCAACAAGUUGAGCAAAAAGGGAAAACCUCAAAUCGAUGUCGAGUGGACUCUGUUGGCUGCUAUUGUACUUGUUCAGCAAAGAGAUGACAAUGAAAAAUCUUUGACAAAAUAUUCCAUGGAGGUGGUUGCAAUGGGAACUGGUUCUAAAUGCAUAGGAAGAAGCAAAAUGAACAAUCAAGGAACCAUUUUGAAUGACAGUCAUGCAGAAGUAAUCGCCAGGAGAAGUUUUCUCAGGUAUCUCUAUCAGCAAUUAUGGUAUGCUUAUAAACAGGAACAAAGUAUAUUUGUUUUCCAAGAUGACAGUUAUUUAUGCAAACUGAAAGAUGGAGUGUCCUUUCAUCUUUUUACUUCCCAUACACCUUGCGGUGAUGCUUCAAUCUUUCCAAAAGCUGAAGAUGACACUUUAGUAGUUUCAGGAUUACAAAGGCAAAGCCUUAAUCCUGGAAAGAGAAAAUCUCCCUCACCUUAUGGAACUGUCACAGCUAUAGAUUCCUCUAAGAAAAUCUGUCUUGAAAAGAAAAAAACCAUUGAUUUAAGGUUUGAAAUACUUAAGGACACCUCUUUUUUAUCAUCAACUGUGCAAAAAGAGAGCCAAGAAAUCUUCCCCGAGGAAGGCACUGGUAUAUGUGGUUGUGACCACGUAAGUGAAACCCCAGCAGAACUCUCAUUGUGUCUAUCAGACCCACAAUCAAAGUGUGAAGACUUAAACAAUUUUGUGAUGAACUGUAAGGAACACAAGGAGAAUAAAACUGAAACAGAUCAUGUGAGUUUGUGCGAUGAUGAGAUUGAAAGCUCUUGCUAUGUUGUGGCCAAUGUAAAUCAGACACAAAGUAACAGUGAACAGCACAAGGAUAUAAAUAGAACAGGAGCAAAGUGUGUACCAGGAGGUGAUCAGGAUCCUCUUCAACCUGGCAUUAGAUACCAUACUUUGGGUGUUUUACGCACUAAACCAGGGCGUGGAGAUCCCACACUAUCAAUGUCAUGCAGUGACAAAAUAAUGAAAUGGAAUGUUCUUGGCAUACAAGGAGCUCUGUUGUCUUACUUUAUAACAACUCCAGUGUACCUGUCAUCCAUUGUGGUUGGUAUGUGCCCCUAUGAUGAUACUGCUAUGAAGAGGGGAAUCUUUGAACGUGCUCUCUCUGUCUUUGUAUCAUUUGAUUUCUAUGAUGAAUUUUGCCAUCAUAAGCCCAAGACAUUUCAAGCAGAUGUGCAAUUUGAAUGCAGCAAAUAUAAAGUCAUGGAACGAAGUCAUUGUAAACCAUCUGCUUCCUCAACAGCUAUUAUAUGGAUUAAAGAUCCAUUCUUUCAUGAAGUCUCUGUUAAUGGACUCAGACAGGGUGUUACUAAAAAGUACCUUUCAUCACCAAAAGCAAGUGUAUGCAUUUGUAAAGCGAGUCUUUUUGAGACAUUCAAAGCUCUGGUCAGUAGCAUUCCUGUCUGGAAGCUUCCAUCUUCAUUAAGGUUAGCCCAUAAUUGCCACAUUCCUCAGCCUUGUUACAGUGCUUAAGUGUAUGUACCAUUAAUGGUGGUAUGAAUAGAAAUGGAAUUGUUUAUGCCUAUGAAGUCUUGAGUUCAUAAAAAUGGUUAUAUAAGUUUAAUCUUGCAACUCCCAUGAGUGAUCAAGACAAAAUUUCUCCUAUUAUCAAGCGAACAAUUGAUGGGAAUAAAGAAAAAUAUCAAUUAGGGGAUGAUUAGUUGAUCCAAUACUAAAUUCUCGGGACUAAAAUCAUAACAAUUGAAUUACAGACAGUUAUGAGAAUUACUAAUGAGAUCUUGGGAGUGAGAGUCAACCUUUGACCAGUUUCUAUAAUCUUAAUCUGAAAAACUGUAACUGUUUCUGAUUUACACACCUGACUUAGAGCCUUUUGCAACAUUUACAAACUGUACAGUAAACUGUUUAACAAAUAAAAUGAAAAAUUUAUUUACCACAAGUUACAUCAAAAUUAUCUGACUUUAUUUCCAGGCAAGAGAAGAUAACAAGUUACCACAAUGCAAAGAGAGGAGCUUCAAGAUAUAAGGCUGUCAGGAAAAAGUUCCUUGCUGCAUUUCCUACUUGGUGUCUUAAGCCUGACAACCUAUCAAAUUUCACUGGAUCAGGAUAAAAAUAGGAAACUUUCAAAAUAUCUUAGCCAUGCUAGCUACAACAAAACAGAUCAUUUGUGUCCAUUACCAGAAAGUUUACAGUCAUUAAGCCAAUUAGCCACUAUCACUAGUUUUAAGAAAACGAACACAUUUCAAUAUCCUGUUAACAGUAGCACAGUAUUCAAAACAACACGAACGUUAUGGACCUGAAGUAAAUAUUAGAAAUUCAAGUAACCCUUAAGACAGUCUUCUAUUAAACCUCAUAAACAAAUUCAGCCAAAGAUACUCGAGUUCAGAUUUUUGUGGCUGAAGAGUGAGUGGUAGACUACAUUGUACAUGUAACAGUAUUUACAAAAUUUCAGUUUUGUUUUUCUUAUGCUAGUUUAUAAUCCAUUCUUUUUAACACAGCUUCAAUUUAUGCUUGACUUGGUCCUACAAUAAAACACUGAAUUCCACAAAGA